UAUGCUCCAGUACGGGGGAGAAAACCACUUGAGAGGUGGCUUGAACUUCAUCGACUUGAUGGUGCGACAAGGGAAUAUUGACAACCCUCCCAAGACUCCCCUGGUGCCAGGAUUUGAAUGUUCCGGGAUAGUGGAAGCUCUGGGGGACAGCGUGAAAGGAUAUGAGAUUGGAGACCGUGUCAUGGCAUUUGUCAACUACAAUGCCUGGGCUGAGGUGGUCUGCACGCCCGUGGAGUUUGUCUACAAGAUCCCAGAGGAUAUGAGCUUCUCCGAGGCUGCUGCAUUCCCCAUGAACUUCGUCACAGCCUACAUGAUGCUCUUCGAGGUUGCCAACCUCCGGGAAGGGAUGUCUGUUCUGGUGCACUCGGCAGGUGGAGGAGUGGGCCAAGCUGUGGCUCAGCUGUGUUCCACUAUCCCCAACGUGACCGUCUUUGGAACAGCUUCUACUUUCAAGCAUGAAGCAAUCAAAGACUCCGUGACGCACCUCUUUGACAGAAAUGCAGACUACGUGCAAGAAGUAAAAAGAAUCUCUGCAGAAGGCGUGGACAUCGUCUUGGAUUGCCUGUGUGGGGACAACACUGGGAAAGGUCUCAGUCUUCUCAAGCCCCUGGGAACCUACAUUUUAUAUGGUUCAUCCAACAUGGUGACUGGAGAGACCAAGAGCUUCUUCAGCUUCGCGAAAUCAUGGUGGCAGGUGGAGAAAGUGAACCCGAUCAAGCUGUAUGAAGAGAACAAAGUCAUCGCAGGGUUUUCCCUCCUAAACCUGCUCUUCAAACAGGGCCGUGCUGGCCUCAUUCGAGGAGUGGUGGACAAACUCAUAGGGCUCUACAACCAGAAGAAGAUCAAGCCCGUGGUGGACUCCUUGUGGGCCCUGGAGGAGGUGAAGGAGGCCAUGCAGCGGAUCCACGACCGAGGCAACAUCGGGAAGUUAAUUCUGGAUGUAGAAAAGACCCCCACUCCGCUGAUGGCCAACGACAGCACAGAGACCAGCGAGGCGGGGGAAGAGGAGGAGGACCACGAGGGCGACAGUGAGAACAAGGAGCGGAUACCCUUCAUCCAGUAACCCGGACCGGGCCGGAGGGCCUGAAGGGCGGACCCUGUGGAAGAGGAGGACGGCUGCGAGAACUCUUCUGUGUCCCAGUGAACAAAUGCUGUAGUCCAGUGUGUGUUCGUGUUCGUCUGCAGUCAGCUGAGCUAAGAAGCUGUUGAUCACUAUUGUUUUUGAGAAUUAAGUGCCAAUCCCAUUCCAUGCAGUAUUACGUCCCUUCCUGAUCUGUGUACCACACCCUCCCCUCUCCCUGAAUCAAAACUAUCCACCUCCGGGUCCUUCUCCGUGGCUCCAGAACAGCCUUGCAAAUUCAUACAAUCCCACAGGACAAGGGCAAGGACGAGUUCGGGCUGAAAGGUGUUGUCACAGAGCACUAUGCAGGUCCCUGCCUUCCUCCGGCCAGUGGUACUCUUUGCCACCAGUUAGCCAUGCUUCUAACCAGAGCACUUGCCAAGUUGGCUGGCAGAAAGAGAGCCAGGAGAGGCAUUUGUGAGCCCAGAAGUGUAGAAACUCUGCACAUAGUACUUUUCCUCUCUCUCUUUAUGAGGCAACUUGUUACAUUCAUCCCGUAAUCCUAAGGCCAUGAGGUCUAAGCUGCUCUGCUCUGACCCUCCUGGGUUGGAAUCUUUCUAUGGUCCUUAUUUAUAAAUGUGGGGACAGGAGUGGGUUUCUUGAGAUAGAAGAUGGGUCAACAGCAUGCAUCCGAGGAUAAACCACAGAAAUUUCUCUUCUGAGACCAUGUGUCAUGAGCAUAUCCUCCCCAUGGCCAUAUAUAUUUUAUGUUAAGAAAACUCCCUGUGUGUAGGACUAAUUGAGAUGUCAUUACGAAGCCUCUUCUGUGUUGGUUUACUUGCCAUCAAUAGUUUUCCUAUUUUCCAUUCCAGGUCUCAAGCAGAUACCCCAAGAGAGAACCCCCUGACAGGCCAUACAUGUAUGUGGAAAAUUCAGUGAGUUCUCUUUUGUCUUGCCAAAGCAUGUUCCAACAGGGACAAACAAAAAGUUGCUGUUCAGCAUCUGGCAAUGUGAGCUUUCUCUCUCUGAUACAUCAGACCAUGGUGCCAAUCACGUAGGGCUCCUGCUCUUUGCAAAUCAGGGACCAAAGUGACUGCAUGCCCUGUUCAUUUGUGCAGCUUCUACACUCCUGUGAAGCCCACCCCGUGCCAUUUGCCUGGGCUUGAGAGCUAGUGACCCUGGAGGAAGAGGAGUCUUGGUGUCUCCACUAGGAAGCUCUUUCUUCCCUUCUUUUCCAGUCCUUUUGUCUGAAGGGUUAAUUCUGUCACUCACAAGCCAAGCUAAAAACACCAAGGGGGCCGUGGAAUUAGCAUCCCUGCUUACUUUGUGCUGUGGAAGAGUGAGAGGGUUCCCACAUGCUGGUGAUAUUAGCAUUCUUGAAGGCACAAGGGGUUUCCUGCAUCAUCCAGUUCCUCCACCAAUAAGAUUUAAGGCACACCUAACUCUUCCCCUGGGUGAUGGGAACAAACACAUCUCAACAAUUUCCUCUUUGAGUUCCCCAGCCCUUUUGCAAUGAAUGUCACUUCUUUCACCAGGUUUUUUGCUCUUUAAGCUUGUGAUGAUGACUUAUUUAUGCCAAAUAUUUAUAGGGAGGGAGUCUCUCCUUGUUGUGAAUGUACAUGUAAAAUAUGAAGACCAGAAAGGGUGCUGAGAGCUGUUUAGCUGAGGAAUGGGGGUCUUUCAGAAGAGGGUAACAAGGUCAUCCCUUCUUCCUCCCUACCCCCAAGCUCAGCCAUAUCCCAGUGCUGGACCAUCCAGAGAGACAGCAGGGUAGUUACCCCCAACACCUUUGUUAGAGGCCAUCUUAUUGGUCAUGCUUCUCCUAUAACUGUGCUGAAAGGGGGUCAGAAAAAGAACCACUGUCCAAGCGAUGUUCUGAUUACACAGUGCAAAAAGGGCACUUACUGGCCCCCUGAUGGC
Molecule: messenger RNA, 2980 nt
Organism: Fukomys damarensis (Damara mole-rat)
Lineage: Eukaryota; Metazoa; Chordata; Mammalia; Rodentia; Bathyergidae
Gene: Vat1l
Product: vesicle amine transport 1 like
Exons: 9
Coding region: 2-1063 (353 amino acids)
Molecular function (GO): zinc ion binding; oxidoreductase activity
Source: RefSeq, a predicted model, not a curated record